UACAGCAAUUAAUAAAACAAAUGAUGCAACAAACAAUCUCGCAAUUAAUAAAAUGAAUGAUGCAACAAACAAUUUUAAAUUUAUUUCAAAAGAAGUAGCCAAAAAUUGGUUAAAAGAAAGUAAUGAGGUUAAGCAACUUUACGAAUUAUUAGCUGAUUGUGCAAAGCAA
This is a messenger RNA of Racocetra fulgida, 169 nucleotides long. The record is from the annotation of a GenBank genome assembly. Lineage: Eukaryota; Fungi; Glomeromycota; Glomeromycetes; Diversisporales; Gigasporaceae.